CCCCGGAUACUUCAUCGCGGCGCCGAACGUGUUUCGCGUCGGCGUCGAGGAGAGCGUCAGCGUCGACGUGUACGACACGGGCGGCGCGACGGUGACGCUGACGCUGACGCUACAGGACUACCCGGCACGCACGCACAACUUCUCACAGGUCGUCGUCGACUGUAGCGAAUUUCAGCCGGUGACCGUACAGCUGCGUAUAGCUCCAGCCGACGUCGUUCGGGACACGGCGCUGGGUUUCGACGCCGACACCAAGUACGUGUAUCUGUCGGCGAGCUCGACGUCGCCAGGCCUGACGUUCCACGAGGACAUCCCCGUGCUGCUGCGACACGCCAGCGGUCACCUGUUCCUACACACCGACAAGCCCGUCUACACGCCCGACCAACACGUGCGCAUCCGAGCGUUUCCACUCAACGAGGAUCUUGUUCCCCAGGGCGAAUCCGUGCGCAUCGACGUCGUCAACCCGCAGGCUGUCACCGUCGACCGGCUGGACGUCGCUGUCGGCGACACGGGCUUCAUAUCAAAGACGUUCGUCUUUCCGGCGUUCCCCGUCUUCGGUAACUGGUCGGUCGUCGGCUACCAUGGACCUCAGCUGAAGUACAAUUCGACGGCGAAAUUCGAAGUGAAGGAAUACAUUUUGCCCACCUUCUCGGUGACGGUUGGCGCGCCUCGAUUCAUACUGCCGCAGGACGAACGCAUCUCGGGAAACGUUAGCGCAAGGCACGAACAAAAUACUCCUGCUCUCUUUUGUCAAUAA
Molecule: messenger RNA, 754 nt
Organism: Priapulus caudatus
Lineage: Eukaryota; Metazoa; Priapulida; Priapulimorpha; Priapulimorphida; Priapulidae
Product: complement C5-like
Exons: 6
Molecular function (GO): endopeptidase inhibitor activity
Source: RefSeq, a predicted model, not a curated record